Messenger RNA from Betta splendens (Siamese fighting fish), 2845 nucleotides. It is a transcript of the gene zfyve27, whose product is annotated as zinc finger, FYVE domain containing 27. Gene Ontology annotation, cellular component: growth cone membrane; endoplasmic reticulum tubular network. The transcript is spliced from 14 exons. Lineage: Eukaryota; Metazoa; Chordata; Actinopteri; Anabantiformes; Osphronemidae. Bases 347 to 1606 code for a protein of 419 amino acids. Gene Ontology annotation, biological process: neuron projection development; vesicle-mediated transport; endoplasmic reticulum tubular network formation. The record is from RefSeq and is a predicted model, not a curated record. Gene Ontology annotation, molecular function: metal ion binding.
UGCCAUCGACUGCUUCUGCCUGGAUUAAACAAGGAAGCGGAUGUAAAGCGCACCCGGAGCUAACAAAGCUAGCUGGGUUUAGCCGCCGUCCGCGAACAACUAGCUGCUUUAGCCGCCAGCUAUCUUUGUACACAAGCGCGCGCCACGGUAAAGCGCUCGGUUCCGACAGGUUGACGCUCGCACCGCACGGCGGGCGGCUGACAUGCCGACCAGGCCAGAUGAAAUUGGAGGCUCUUCCUUCCUCCAGGUUCAUGAAGUCGGUGGGAUUUGCUAGGUUCUCCUGAGCUUCUCGCCGCCGCCGCCGCUGCUUCUUAAGUUGGCUGUUUGUGGACACUAAGCUUGGGGAAUGUCGUCCCAGGAGCCCUCACUGGGAGCCGGGGAGCGGGUGGAGCUGGUACACACAUUAUCCAAAGAGACUCUCGGGUCCCCAGAUGCCUCCGAGUUGGGGAGCCCUCGAUGCACACAAACCUUUGACCUCUUCAACAUGGUUGUGUCCUAUAAGAGAAUGACGUGGUUCCUGAAGCCGGUUGUUGAUGCGGUGGAGCUGAGCUGCUUCCUUCUUGGAUGGAAGAUGCCCCUGUGCUCUCUGCUUGUCUGUAUAUUCCUUAAUGUCUUCUUCUGCACUGUUAGUGAAGUGGGUUGGUUCUCAUUGGGUGUGGUGGCGGUGUCAGCACCAGCUGCCCUGGGUUACCUGCAGGACAGGUGUCGGGGCAGGACGUCAGAAGCUGAGCUCCAGAGGAGGUGCUAUCAUGCUGUUAACCGCAGAGACCUGCAGACGGUGCACCUCACAAGGCAGGAGGCCAUGCUGGAAGUCAAAGGCCUACUGAAGCUCUUGGAUGAAACACUAUCAUCUGCCUGUCAGACAGCAGAGGCCAUAUACAAAGUCCUGUACUGGGAUAAUCACACCAAAUCAUCAAGGUUCUAUGGAGGGAUGCUAAUAAUCAUGUGCCUGCUUUAUGCUGCCCCUGUGGGUUGGGUGCUCGCUGGGCUUAACAGCGCCAUUUUCCUGUGGAACAGGGACUUCUGGAGAGUUUUGUGGGAGCUCGGCAAAUUCUUCCACAUAGGUCAGACCAAAACUUCAGAGGGGUCUUGUGAAGAACAGGAACAGGGGAACUUGCAGGACCAGACCCCUACACCGACAAGCCUGGAGGAUCUGUCUCCUGGCAGCAUAGAGGAAGCGGAGGAGGCUGAGCCUGAUGAUGAAUUCAAGGAUGCCAUAGAGGAAAAUACAGUUUCCCUGCAGGAAACCCCUCUGGUCUUAGUGGAGGAUGAUGACGGACCUCUCGCAGCUCCGGAGUAUGACACCAUCUCUGAAAAUGGUCUCUUGAGUCGCAAUGAACCAAUACGCAGCAAGGUGUCCAAACUCACAGAGAGGCUACGUAAACGUUACCCCACCACCAGCACAGGCAACUGUUCUAGCUGCAAUGCUGUCUUUUCAGUGCUGAAGAAAAGGAGGAACUGCAGUAACUGUGGCAACAGCUUCUGUUCACGAUGCUGUUCCUUCAAGGUGCUCAGAUCUUGUAUGGGUGCAACAGCUCCAGAGGCCCAGAGAGAGACUGUGUUUGUCUGUGCUGCCUGUAAUUCCUCUCUCAUCAAGCUGCAGUGAGGCGGCACCGUGGUCACAUGUCACCCCUAGAGCCCUUCACCAAGUUAUUGAAACCCUAACACAUGCCUUGGUUCUCAAGUUAGGCCCUAGUAUCUGUCAAGAUAACUGUUGUGUUUAACUCCAAGACCCCCCAUCCUAAGGAAGCUGCACCCCUCUUUACGUAAACGUAAUGAUUAUGGGAAUUUUACUGUAAAAUGUUGCAUACUUUCUGUUACAAGUCUCGAAGGACUGGGCCUUAUAACUCAAUGAGACUUAUUAAAGGACCUUGUGUUUUCCCUAUGUUGAGCAGAGGGAAGAACAAACAGUGCAAGGUGGAAGGCCAGGACUGGGCAGGCGGUGCCAGAUCAUGUCAGUAAGCGUACAGGCUGUCUGUGGUUUCGCUUGUAAAUGCUUUGCCUCGCCACAAAGUUGAUUCCACUUGAAUGUUGGUGUCUUAAAAUGCAGCUCUGUGUAGCAGUUUCCUGUUACUGUAAGUGUGCUAUAAUGCUGAAAGGACAUUGCUGCAUGAACAGGACUAAGACUGGGAUGUUUGCUGGUGGCCGGCGUGGUAUAAAUCUGGCAUAUUUUUAUGUUGCAGAUGAGUUCAGUGUCCGUUGUCCCCAUUGCUUUUGAGCAGUUUGAUUUUUCACGGUUGCAGCUGAUCAUGUGCUGCAUGCACAUAGUGAACUGUCCUAAAGUCUGGGUGUAAACUACUGUGACUCUAUGUCUAGGGCUAGGAUAUGUUCAUCAAAUCCACUUGCUCUUCUUGUAAUUAUGAGCUUGUUGGGUCAGCCUGAAAAGUUUCCUUAUGUGGGCAAUUCCCCUUUUCUUGGAGGACAGUGGAUUGUUGAAAGAUUUGAAAUGCAUUCAGGCCAAGUGUUUACUCAAACUGGAGCAGAGUCAAGCCAACUGGAUUUAAGUUGUUUUAAAUGACAAUUGUUGUUAGUCUCACUUUCUUGAAAGCAGGCCUUAAAAGAUUGUGGAGGCAUUAAAACCCAAAAGGUGGAUCAUGGUGGUAAUGUUUUAAUCAUGAUUCAGACACAGAUGAUUGUAAUUAUUUGCUUUGCUUUUAUUGUAACUGUUGUUGUACAUUGUUUUACUAUAACUAAUAUAUUUAAUUUUAAACUCCAGAAAGUUAUAAUUUAACCCUAAUGUUGAGUUCUUUUGUGUGUGUGUAUAUAUAUAUAUAUAUUUCCCUUUGUUUUAUGAUUGAACUAUGACAUCAUUGAAAUAAACUCUGUGAUGAUUUGAUUAACAAUG